AUGAUCCGGCUGCGCGGCUGGUGCGCGCGGAGGCCCCGCGGCGCAGCGGUGCCUGCGGGGCCCGCUGGGCUGCGCUGGGCGUCGGGCGGGCCUGCCGGCCGCGCCCUGCGGGUGCUGGUGGACAUGGACGGCGUGCUGGCCGACUUCGAGGGCGGCUUCCUCAGGAAGUUCCGCGCGCGCUUCCCCGACCAGCCCUUCAUCGCGCUGGAGGACCGGCGCGGCUUCUGGGUGUCGGAGCAGUACGACCGCCUGCAGCCCGGGCUGAGCGAGAAGGCCAUCAGCAUCUGGGAGUCGGAGAGUUUCUUCUUUGACCUCGAGCCUCUGCCAGGCGCUGUGGAGGCUGUGAAGCAGAUGGCCAACCUGGAGAGCACGGACGUCUUCAUCUGCACCAGCCCCAUCAAGAUGUACAAGUACUGUCCCUUCGAGAAGUACGCCUGGGUGGAGAAGCACUUCGGCCCUGACUUUCUGGACCAGAUCGUGCUGACCAGAGACAAGACCGUGGUCUCCGCCGACCUCCUCAUAGACGACCGGCUGGACGUCACAGGGGCCGAGCCGAACCCCCGCUGGGAGCACGUGCUCUUCACGGCCUGUCACAACCGGCAUAUGCGGCUGCAGCCCCCCGGCCGCAGGCUGCACUCAUGGGCAGACGACUGGAGGGCCGUCCUGGACAGCAAGCGGCCCCGCUGAGCUGGCUGAGCCCCGGCCCCGCGUGCUGCCCGGCCCGGCCUUACCUGCACCUCGGGGCAAGGCUGGCCCAGGGCCCUGGCCGGGACGCGGGCAGCCAGGCCGACCUCAGGCCUCCGGUCGGGGCGGAGCCCGGGGCGUUGUUCGGAGGGGACAGCCCUCCCCUCCCUCAGGGAAGCCCCCUCCCCGGCCAGCAGCCGCCUGGUCUGAGGGUGACGUAGGAGCAGGUGGGGACACCAGCCCCGCUCUGAACCACGGCCCCUGCUGCGCGGCGCCCAGGGGGUCUCCCCCGUGGACCUGCCCCGGAUCCCGCAAACACGGUGCCAGUUCUGGGCCAUGCCAGGCUCUGGGCCAGGGGUCCUCCCCGGGCCCCGCCUCUGACCGGCUAGAGGGCUCUGCCCACCCCCUCCCCCCGCUCUCCCCCCCACUGGA
Molecule: messenger RNA, 1116 nt
Organism: Physeter macrocephalus (sperm whale)
Lineage: Eukaryota; Metazoa; Chordata; Mammalia; Artiodactyla; Physeteridae
Gene: NT5M
Product: 5',3'-nucleotidase, mitochondrial
Exons: 5
Coding region: 1-687 (228 amino acids)
Biological process (GO): pyrimidine deoxyribonucleotide catabolic process
Cellular component (GO): mitochondrion
Molecular function (GO): 5'-nucleotidase activity
Source: RefSeq, a predicted model, not a curated record